AAUUUAUUUUCCAAAGAUCCACCCGGCUGCAUCUCGGGCUCUGGAGAUUCAUUUGAAGUGACAACAGCCUAGAUAGGGAGCCCCGCUUGGGGAGUGUGAUUGGGUCGGUGCGGAGCGGGCCUCCAAGGGCUCUAAGUGGAAAGCGCACUAGAAACUCGCAGUCGUCUCGCGCUGCUCCCGCGGUGACCGUCCGCCCGGAGUGGGCCUGAUGUGUCUCUGAUCCUACGGGACCCACUGCAGGGCAGUGUGACCCCGAUGCCGAGUGGCUGGACCUCUGGUCACACUGAACUGAGUGUGGAGGGAGGGAGCCUGGAGUUCAAAGGUCAGAGGUUAUUGUGGUGAGCUGUGGGUGGUCAAAAGUAGGCUGAGGUGAAGACGGCCGGGUGGGUGCAGACCCGUGGACGCGGGCGAAGGGGGACGCGUGGUGCCCGGGGAGCAGGGACACUGAGCGAGGACAGAGGAGGCAGGAGUCUGCUGGAGAGGAAGGGACCUCUGCCCAGACCGCGGCCUGCCGCUCAGUCUCUCAGCCCGGCCUCCUGCAGCUGCACCCCAUGGCCUCGCCCUCCAGACAGCCCCCCCUCGGGGGCUCAGGGCUGCUUCGCGGGAGCCGCGCUCGCUCUUACGGAAGCCUGGUGCAGUCUGCCUGCUCCCCGGUGCGGGAGAGACGCCUGGAGCAUCAGCUGGCGCCCGGAGACACGCUGGCGGGGCUGGCGCUCAAAUACGGGGUGACGAUGGAGCAGAUUAAGCGAGCAAACCGCCUUUAUACUAAUGACUCCAUCUUCCUGAAGAAAACUCUCUACAUCCCCAUCUUGACAGAGCCCAGAGACCUCUUCAAUGGUUUGGAUUCUGAGGAGGAGGAGGGCGGAGAGGAAGAGGGGCAGCCCAGCCAGGAUGCCAGGCGGCCACUGCGGGCUGAGAGGAGACAUCAGGAGACUGACUCACACCUGGCCAACAGUGAAGCCGUCCCUGCACCUGGUCAGGAGCCCACCCAUGACCUCUCAGCCUCGGACUUCCUGAAGAAGCUGGAUUCACAGAUCAGCCUGUCCAAGAAGGCCGCUGCCCAGAAGCUGAAGCAAGGGGAGAACAGGGUGCCUGAAGAUGAUUCAGCUCAUCCUCUGAACUCCCCGCGGUUACAACAACGUGCUGUCCUAGGUCCUGUGCCUCUGACCCGGACCUCUCGGACCCAGAUCAUUCGAGAUCAGGAGGAUGAAAUCUUCAAACUGUGAUGUCUCCAGAGCUUCUGGAGAGAAGCAGGAUAAGCAAGGAGCACCUUGAGGGGGAGAGGAGCCUGAGGUGAGGCUCAAGACCCAGCCCACCUCUGUCACCCCUGCCAGCUUCUCCAGCCUCUUUCCUGGGAAGAGUCGCUAGGUCUGGCACUGUCUUGCUGAGGAGUGGAGUGUCUGGGUGAGGGGUACCUUUCCAGACAGAAUGUAGAUGUGGCUUGUAAAUUCCCAGACUCUUUAUAUCCCUGUUGUUUCUCCCACCCUCUCGCCACCCCUUGGCCUUAGAGCAGGGAGACAGAGACAACCCUCCUUCAGCCUCCCAUUUCCUCCCCCUCUAUACCUGUAUUAUCUAAUUUAUUUGGUGCUAUGUCAAAGUCAUAUUUAUUUGCUGUAUCUUGCUCCUUCCCACCCUUAGCUGAAAAAAUUUUUCCAUCUGGAAUUUCUAGAGUUUGGGGGCCAAGGAGACCCAGGAACUGUUGGUCCCCAUACCUUUCUUAGCUCUGAGAGAAGCCCAACCAUAGCCAUAGUGCAUGGUGGACUCUGCAGUGGUACUUCUCCCCAGUCUCAGAGUAAAGGAUGCUGGCUCUGU
Erinaceus europaeus (western European hedgehog) is the source of this 1812-nucleotide messenger RNA. It is a transcript of the gene LYSMD1, whose product is annotated as LysM domain containing 1. The record is from RefSeq and is a predicted model, not a curated record. The transcript is spliced from 3 exons. Bases 552 to 1226 code for a protein of 224 amino acids. NCBI's taxonomy places the organism in Eukaryota, Metazoa, Chordata, Mammalia, Eulipotyphla, Erinaceidae.